Molecule: messenger RNA, 1537 nt
Organism: Athene cunicularia (burrowing owl)
Lineage: Eukaryota; Metazoa; Chordata; Aves; Strigiformes; Strigidae
Gene: TMEM192
Product: transmembrane protein 192
Exons: 6
Coding region: 160-948 (262 amino acids)
Cellular component (GO): lysosomal membrane; late endosome
Source: RefSeq, a predicted model, not a curated record
AGGGGUGGGAGGCCCGGCUGCCGUUACGGGUGGGUGCGGGAGCGCCUCGCUUUCUGUUUCGUCUUUUUCUGCCGCUUCUUUCUGCUGCCUUCUGCACUAGGCGCUGGAGGCUUCGUUUUUUCUCUUCCGGGGGGAGCAACCGGCCGCGGCGUCUCGUAAAUGGCCGUUUCGGAAGGUUCCUUGGAAAUAACACAGAGUUUGGAAGAUGAUCCUCUACUGGAUGCACCACUUAUUUCAUCUCAUACAUUGCAUUCCCAACUGAGGCCAAGAUUUCAUGCUAUCCCAGCAGUUCUCUUUGCCAAUUUUCUGUUGCUAAUACAUGUUGUUUUUGUUGUUCUAGCAUUCUUAGCAGCUAUGUUUUGUUCUUAUCCCAAUCCAAAUCAGGAUAAGUGCCCUGGGAACUAUACUCACCCACUCAAAGUGCAGACUGUCAUAAUUAUUGCAAAAGUAAUUCUGUGGAUUCUGCAUGUUAUUUUUGAACGAUACAUCCAGCACCAUCACAGUAAAGUCAGAAGCAGAGGUUACUUCUCAAUAUACCGAUCAACAAGACAUCUAAAAAGGCUUCCACUGCUGAUACACUCCACAGGUAAUGCAGCCCUGCUUUUGAUUCUGUCAAUGCAGCAUUCCUUUCCUGAUCGCAGUAAAGUGUACCUGUAUCUUAUCCUGGGAGUCCUGGGCCUGGAGCUGAUUAGCUCCCUGACAUGCUUAGUGAUUUACACAGUGAAAAUAAGCAACUUCAAUCGUGCGAAGCCAAGACCUGACAUAAUUGAAGAAGAAAAGAUGUAUGCCUACCCUAGUCACAUUACCUCAGAAAUUGGAUUCAGGGAAAACUCAAGUUUAGAAGAGAUAGUUGAGAAGCAAGGAGAUGUAAUAGAAUAUCUUCAGCGACACAAUGCACUGCUCAGCAAGAGACUAUUGGCAUUAACAUCUCAGCAAAUCAAAACUUAACAGCAUUUGGAAAACUGCUGGAGCUCCAGAGGAAACAUGAGAUAAUGUAAUACUGAGACUGAUUUGUACAGAUGACUCUUCUUCAAUGAUCUUUCACAUUUUGAAAUAGAAGUUAAGCUGGAAGGAUGAGCUCUGCAUGCACUAUAAGCCUAUUAUGACUGGACACUGGCUCUCCAGAUCAUCAGUUCUGAAAAAAGUUCUGGAGCUUCAAGGAUUUGUAAUUACUAAUAGGUUAAAGUUGGACCUGAGGUAAUGGUUUACCUUUGUUCAGUUGUUGUUGUUUUGUACUGUAUCCUUUAAGCUUCAAACUACCAAAGUAUUUUAUAUUUCUAGAAUACAAACUUGUUGUCUAGAAAAUCUGACACUGCAAAGGAUGUCUUUUUGAUUUCUAGUGCUGAAGCUGAGACUAGAUGUGUUCUGUCACUGAGUUGCAUUACUUCCAGCGUUAGAGGUAGCAUACUUCAAUAAUCCUAUACAAAGUGGAUACUUGCUUUCUAGAUCUGUCUCCUUUUUUUGUCAAGAAAAGGAAUUAAACUAUUGCUUGUGCCAGUGGGGAAAUUUGGCAUCCAAUUAAGGAUUUAAAAAGAAA